AUGCUGGCCCUUCGUCAUGUCUGGAUCAUCGUAACUGAUGUUGCGAAUUCACUUUUCGGUUCACCCUUCUUCCGGGAUGGAUCUCAACACCACCUAGGAGCCAAGUUUAGCUGGUCUCACACCGGCCUGGAUACCGCUGGACAUGGCAGCCCCGUCUUCACGCCUCCUGGUAGCAACAUUGACAAAUUUGUCUGUGACUACAGCCAGAUGAAAGGCUUCAAGCCAUGCGGCACUGCAGAGGACCGGAGCUGCUGGCUUCGCAACUCGGAUACCGGAGAAGAAUACAACAUCACGACCGACUACGAGGACAAGAUGCCGCAAGGUAUUACUCGUGUUUACUACCUCAACGUUACGGAUAGCUACAUCAAUGCGAACGGCCUAAAUUUCACCGAAGCAAAACUGUUUAACAACACUUGGCCUGGGCCUCUCAUUGAGGCUUGUUGGGGUGACACUGUGGAGAUCCACGUUCAGAAUCUCCUCGUCAACAACGGAACCAGUAUCCAUUGGCAUGGCAUCAGGCAGAAUCAAACAAUGCACAUGGACGGUGUCAACGGAAUCACACAAUGCCCUAUCGCCCCACAGUCCAGCUUUGUCUACAGAUGGAAUGCCACACAGUACGGCUCCUCGUGGUAUCACAGCCACUACUCAGUUCAGUACGCCGAUGGACUGCAAGCUCCCAUUACCAUCCACGGACCAACGUCAUUCCCGUACGACGAGGCUAUCGAGCCAAUCUCGGUGACUGAUUGGGCUGCAACGGGACAAGACAUUCUACUGGGUGGCAUCGGGAACAUCACUCGAUUCACUGGCGGAGGUGUUGAUAACAUCACAGAGAUUCCCCGUGGCUAUGAGAUCUGGUUCGAUGACAUUGAGCCCAACCACUUGACGCGAGCAAAGCGGUACCUUUUGCGCCUUGUCAACACUGCUUAUGAAUCAACGUUUAUCUUCUCCAUCGACAACCAUAUUUUCACCGUCGUCGAGGCAGACUUCGUUCCCGUUGAGCCAUUCAACGCUACUUCUAUCCUCAUCGCCAUCGGACAGAGAUAUCACAUCAUCGUCGAGGCAAAGCCGGUGGCUGACCGCUCGAACCCCGAUGCCAAUCCUUUACCGGAGGAUGGCAAUUUCUGGAUUCGCACCCAGGUUCCACUGCAAGAAGGCACAAAUCGGACAUCAGAAGGCAACGCCACUGUGGAUGUGCACAACUACAUGAAGACUGGCAUCCUGCGUUACGACAGAUCCAGUACAGCUGAUCCCACUACAACGGGUUGGAACAUUAGCCUCAUUGUCUCCGACACGGAGGUCAACGACAAGCUUGUGCCCACUGUUCCCUGGAUGGUUGGACCCCCCUCAAACGGCUAUGUUGGGGAGCAGUUUGACAUUGCGGACCUCCAUAACGCAGCGAUGAAAAGUGGACCAUAUGCGACAGCCUUUUUCUCCUUCGAGCGACCUGACAGUGAGGAGAUGCGGCCAUUCCAAACUACAUAUGGUAACCCUACCUUCUUGAAUCUCGACAACGUUGGCGACGAGUGGCCGACAGGAUGGGUAGUUGUGCCUGAGAACUAUACCGCCGAUGACUGGGUUUAUCUGGUUCUUAACUCCAACAACACCGACUCGACCAACCCAACAUUUGGUCCUCACCCCCAUUAUGAGACUGACCGCAUUCAGAUCCAUCUUCACGGCCAUGACUUUGCCAUCAUCGAGCAAGAGGAUAACAAGUUGUGGAGCAAGGAAGACUUCAAUCCUAACAUGGUCAAAACGAAAAAUCCCCCCCGUCGGGACGUGGUACUUCUCCCCAAGAACGGCUACGCUGUCAUCGCCUUCAAGUCAGAUAACCCCGGCGUCUGGUUGAUGCACUGCCAUAUUGCGGGCCACGCCUCUGCGGGCUUGUCUUUACAAAUCAUGGAACGACAGGCCGACGCCAACGUUAUUUGGCCAGCCGGAAACUCUCAGGCUCUGGAUAAUGCCCAUAGUCUCUGUGCAAGCUGGAAUACUUGGGCGUAUGACUGCAAGAACUACUGGCCUGGCAACCUGGGUACCGAUGAGCACCCGGACUACCCCGCCUGCGCCAAUGCCACCAACCUUCAGAACGAUUCUGGAGUUUAA
This is a messenger RNA of Colletotrichum fioriniae, 2100 nucleotides long. Lineage: Eukaryota; Fungi; Ascomycota; Sordariomycetes; Glomerellales; Glomerellaceae. The record is from RefSeq and is a predicted model, not a curated record.